Plenodomus lingam JN3 is the source of this 1491-nucleotide messenger RNA. RefSeq lists its product as uncharacterized. NCBI's taxonomy places the organism in Eukaryota, Fungi, Ascomycota, Dothideomycetes, Pleosporales, Leptosphaeriaceae. The record is from RefSeq and is a predicted model, not a curated record.
AUGAAGCGUGCACGCUGUGAAUCAAAUUCUGCGGCUCGACAAGGUUGCACCUUUGCGCAAAAUUCGAUGCCAGAGAACGUUGAACGUGGCUAUACCGGUAAGCAUCGCCGACUUGCGUCCAAGCCUACCCCGCCCUCGCGUACUCUCAGCUCUUCCGACGUGGUACAGCCACCCCAAACCUGCCAACAAGUCGACUGGGCAACCCGAGCGCAGUCCAUUGCUGCCUGGAUCAGCACCAUCCCUUCCUAUAGCGAGUCUGCAGGUUCCUCUACUGGCAACACUACCCAGGCGUCGGAUACCAUGUCAGACAGCUCAAGACUACGUAACAAGAAGACGCAAAUACGCUCGCGAUCGUGCAGUCCAAAUAAGAAAAGUUCGCAGUAUCGCAACACUGUACUCAAACCUACAAAAAUCUUUGUAGAUGUUGUCCAUACUCUUCCGCCUGAUAUCGAAGCGCUCCUACCUAGCGGUCUACGCAAUCUUCUCGACCUCCCGCAUUCUCUACCAACUUCGGUCACUACAAAUACCGAGGACAGCGAGAAAAGUGCGUGGACAAGAGAACUAGCGGAGAAUGUCAGGCAGCUUGCAGCUGUAUACCGGGACGAGUGCCGCGAGUUAGCAGGAAAGCCUGGCUCUGAGCCUGAAUACCGGACGCACCUCUACGGUGACGUGGUGGAGAAGCUCGCCAGAUUCUCGCCCUGGCGUAGGACUCUCAUGGCCAACUGUAGCGAUAAGUCGUGGCUGACUGGACUCAAGCCGCCUGCUUUGACUCCUAUUCUCUCACUGCCCUGGCCCUCUUUAGCUGCGAGACCACAAGAGAAUAUGUUGCAGGAAUUUACACCGGCUUCACUCAACUCUAACAUCAUGCGUGUAGUGCCCAGCAGCGAGCCCUCCAACUUGGCCUCUCCACCCACGUGCACUGAGGCGAGCGAAUCCUCUGUUAGCAACCUGGACAACACAAUAACAACGCCUAAACCUGACAUUACAGUCGGGAUUUCUCGAGAAGCUUUUAGUGACGACCAUGCAAACCUGCUAGAAUACUGGCAAGCUAGCAACCUAGUUUUCAGCGAUCCACACGCCACCCAAGGCGAUAUGCGCUGCCCGUUCCUUAUUAUCGAAGCCAAGGGGCUGGUCACGCACGGCAAUCUCAUUGGAGCGCAGAAUCAGGCAGCUGGAGGAGGAGCUUGCGCAAUUCGAUUACUGGCGUCGCUGGCAGCGCAGGAUCCUAAGGUUGACGCACCGCGUAUCGUUUUCAGCUGCACAACUGAGGGCGCCAUACACGAACUUUGGAUUCACUUUCAAAUGGCAGACGAAAAUCAUUCGAAGCAACACAUGGCUUGUUUGGGAGCGUGGAGGACUACGCUAGACCGUCAUGCAAACGAGUUUGUGGCCGCGCUUGCGCUCAUCUUCUCCUGGGGUGUAGAUGUUUUCUAUCCACAGAUCAAGCAGGUGCUCGAUAGGGUCCUAGAUGCAAAUCGAGUGGCUAGUUGA